AUGGCCGCUCGCAACCCAAUGGAUAACAUGAAGUCCACAUGGCGUACAUGGGACCGAGACCAAUGGAAACUGCCUCACAAAAUUUUUGAGCACGCCGAUGUUUACCAUGUCGAAUUGGAUCGAGAAGUUCCAGUCCAUUCCAAGCAAGACAAGGUGCCCUACGUCUCAGACUGGUCACUAAACCUCUGGGUGAUCGUGAAUGCCGGAAUUCCUAUGGUCAUCCACCAGAUCUUCACCUCGGUGACGGGGUAUAACCUUCACCCGCUUGUCGCCCUGGCAUACUAUUAUUAUGCGUCACGAUGGUUCACAACAAGGGAACUCCGAAACCUCCGAGAACUCGGCCAUAUCCACGGAUUCCUAGAUGGCGACAAACACGAGCGGGACGGGGUGCCUGACGUUGGUGUAUCCAAGGCUUUGAUAUCCGUGCUGUUGGCUGGCGGACUCCGCCCAGUUAUGACAGUGUGGCUCACCUACCGCGCGAAUGAAGCUCCAGCUUCAUUGAACUGGUUCUGGCUUCCAAUAGAAGCCGGUCUUUACGGCAUCAUUCUUGACUUCUGGUUCUAUUGGUACCACCGUCUUAUGCACGACGUCAAUGAGCUCUGGAAGUUCCACCGCACCCACCACCUCACAAAGCAUCCCAAUCCGCUGCUCACCAUCUACGCGGACUCGGAGCAGGAAUUCUUCGACAUUCUGGGUAUUCCGUUGAUGACGUGGUUCACAAUGAAACUGAUAGGAAUGCCCAUGGGGUUCUACGAGUGGCAUGUUUGUCAACUAUACGUUUUGUUCGCCGAGUUGGCCGGACACAGUGGUCUCCGUCUGCAUGCAUCUCCGCCAAGCCCCUUGACGUGGCUGAUGAAGAUAUUCGAUGCUGAGCUAGUCAUUGAAGAUCAUGAUUUGCAUCAUCGUCAAGGCUGGAAGAAGAGUCACAACUAUGGAAAGCAGACAAGAGUCUGGGACCGGGUCUUUGGAACAUGCGCCCCUCGAAUUGAGAGCACAGACGCGAAUACUGAUUACGACAACAUUGUUAGCAUGCCGCUUUUAUAG
Messenger RNA from Penicillium olsonii, 1044 nucleotides. Lineage: Eukaryota; Fungi; Ascomycota; Eurotiomycetes; Eurotiales; Aspergillaceae. The record is from the annotation of a GenBank genome assembly.